GCAACUGGAGUUACUGCCACUGCCUGUGCAUGGCACAGAUGUUUUGUUCCACACUCUGUGGUGGAUUUUCAGAAGGGUGAAUACCACAUAAAUGUUGACUACUCUAUAUGCAAUGCUAUCAAUUACAGAUCAGAUCAAUUUGACACCUCCCUUAUCAUUUAUGACAUAGCAUGUCAGUGGUGCAUUCAUUUG
This is a messenger RNA of Suillus paluster, 192 nucleotides long. RefSeq lists its product as uncharacterized. The annotation marks the transcript as partial. The record is from RefSeq and is a predicted model, not a curated record. NCBI's taxonomy places the organism in Eukaryota, Fungi, Basidiomycota, Agaricomycetes, Boletales, Suillaceae. The transcript is spliced from 2 exons.